AUUGCAGUAAUGUUUUACGAACACAUUGACUCCAUUGCGGUUCUUUACUGUAUUCAGAUUCAUAUUGAUUUGGACCCAUCAGCCAAUUGAUUUUUGCGCCCAGAUCUGGCAACCCUGAUCUCUGCUUGCAAGCUGUAUAAUGGCGGCCUCAGUGAGUUGUUGGUUGUCGGGUGUUGCUAAGGAAGUUAAAAAAAAAAAAAAGUUUGCCGUGAUGCGAGGAGCUGCCUGGAGAAUGUGAACCCUUAAGAACAAUGGCACUUGUGUCUGUCUGAGAACAACUGGGCGAGUAGGAUGAAUGAGAAUGAAGAGCUCAUCGUCCCAUUCCAACCUGUUGGAUUUCAGUCAGAAGACAUAGAUGUGACAAAUGGCAGAACCAGUCAAGAACAACUUAGUGGUCAGAAGUUGUCUAUUGAGGUGCUCCAGACCUCUCAAGAUGAGCAAAGGCAGCAAGACAAACUUGGUCCCUACAUGCCUCAUCCACCCAUGCUUCCCAAGCCCAUUAGCAUUUCAAAAGGAAGUAGGAAUAUGUCAUUUGAGGAAAAUAAAAAGGGAAGGCGACUGAGGAGCAGUCAGGAGAGCCUCACUGACCCAGCUGAAAUGACCUCCUCGACCGACUCCCUUAGGGAAGUCUCCACUUUUCCUGCACCAAAUAGCCAUAUGGUUUUAAAGAAUGGCCAGAAUUCUGGAGGAAGUCAUUUUGAUCAAGUGGCCUGGCAUUCCCCACCAUUCCGGGAUCGAUGUAGCAGCUUCCCUGAGGAGGACAGAUGUUCUCCUAGCCAAGGCCAUCCAUCAGGGCAGCAUCCAAAACCUUCCAAAAUUAUUCUUUCCCCACUGCAGCCCACAGGAGCCUUUCCUCCUCUAGAGUACAGUAUCGCCUCCAUGUCCUUAAGGACCUCUAAUCAGAUUGACAGGGAUUGCUUGGAUUAUAGGAAUGGGAGCCUGCAAGAGAAGCUGCAAAAGAACCUCUGUGACAGCCAGCUUUGGGACACCAUGGUGUCGGACAGCACCUCGGUCAAUUCCAUGAAGUCCACCUUCAGCGUGCUCAACCCUAUCCGGCCAAAGGAUGUGAGGAACAGGAGCUUUUUGGAGGGCAGCGUGCUGGGCAACGGUGCCUUACUUGGGGCUGAAGAGCUGGACCGGUACUUUCCCAGCAGGCAAAUUGGGAUUUACAUUGCCACUUGGAACAUGCAGGGAGAGAAGGGGCUUCCAAACAACCUAGAUGACCUGUUGCUCCCAACAGACACUGAUUUCGCACAAGACUUCUAUAUCAUCGGAGUCCAAGAAGGAUGCCCUGAUAGGAAGGAGUGGGAGAUCCGUCUGCAGGAAACUCUAGGCCCGUAUUACGUGAUGCUGUACGCAGCUGCACACGGAGUGCUCUAUCUUACCAUCUUCAUACGCAGGGACCUCAUAUGGUUCUGUUCUGAGGUGGAGCAUGCUACCGUCACCACCCGGAUCAUCUCGCAGAUUAAGACCAAAGGGGCAGUGGGCAUUGCCUUCACUUUCUUUGGGACAUCUUUCCUUUUCAUCACAUCUCAUUUUACAUCGGGAGAUUCUAAAGUCUAUGAAAGGAUACUGGACUACAAUAAGAUAGUAGAAGCUUUAGCUCUUCCCAGGUGCCUUCCUGACACCAACCCUUACCGAUCUGUUGCCUCGGACGUAACCACCAGAUUCGAUGAAGUCUUCUGGUUUGGGGAUUUUAACUUCCGCCUGAAUCAAGACAGGGAAAGAGUGGAGGCUACUUUGAACCAACUCACUGGGAAAAACAUGGACGCCCUCCUCCAGCAUGAUCAGCUGUGCAAAGAAAUGAAAGACGGUUCCAUCUUUAAAGGAUUUCAGGAAGCGCCAAUCCACUUCACUCCCACGUACAAGUUUGACAUCGGCUGUGAUGUUUAUGACACAACACCCAAGCAGAGAACGCCAUCAUAUACAGAUCGAAUCCUUUUUAGGAGCAGACAAGUAGAUGACAUCAAAGUGGUUAAAUAUACGUCCUGCCCAUCUGUCAAGACCUCAGAUCACCGUCCUGUCAUUGGCAUGUUUCAGGUCAAACUCCGGCCUGGUAGAGACAACAUUCCACUGGGAGCGGGCUUGUUUGACCGAACUGUCUACCUAGAAGGCAUCAGGAGAAGGAUUACACGAGAACUGAAGAGGAGGGAGGCCAUGAAGAACCAGAGCAACAGCACUGUCUGUUCCAUCUCCUGAUUCAGGGUCAGCAGGCUUCAGACGGUAUCUUCCACAUUCUGACCUACUAACUCAGGAAGCUGGACUUUCAGGACCAAAGGGAAGCUCAGAACUAUGGGA
Messenger RNA from Hemibagrus wyckioides, 2298 nucleotides. RefSeq names its product inositol polyphosphate-5-phosphatase E (gene inpp5e). Gene Ontology annotation, biological process: phosphatidylinositol dephosphorylation. The record is from RefSeq and is a predicted model, not a curated record. The transcript is spliced from 11 exons. Bases 292 to 2199 code for a protein of 635 amino acids. Lineage: Eukaryota; Metazoa; Chordata; Actinopteri; Siluriformes; Bagridae. Gene Ontology annotation, molecular function: inositol-polyphosphate 5-phosphatase activity.